Messenger RNA from Racocetra fulgida, 219 nucleotides. NCBI's taxonomy places the organism in Eukaryota, Fungi, Glomeromycota, Glomeromycetes, Diversisporales, Gigasporaceae. The record is from the annotation of a GenBank genome assembly.
AUGCAGUCACAGGAAAAAUUUGAGCCUAUCCCAAAAUCUAUUCUAAUUGCAAAGAAAAUCUGGGAUUAUAUAAAGUAUGAAAAUUGUCAAAAACGUCGCUGCAUAUAUAGUAACAAAUCCUUAACCGAUGAUGAACAGUCUGAUUAUCAACAAGCAUUAGACUCUUAUUCAUAUUCGUGUGGUGCUCUGAUUUUCCCUGAAGACCAUUAUUUGAAAGAA